GAGAGCAGGACCCGGUCCAACCCACCGCACCCCCCCUCAUGUAGAAACACAUCGGGAGGAAUAUUAUUUCAUUUUCCAGUCCGGCUGAGGGUUGUGGCAUGAGAGUGAUUAAUUGAUCUUAGCUUGGACCUGGUAUGAGUCUUGGUCAUAUAGAAAACCAGUUCAAUGCUAUACUCAUUGUCUCUACCACAGAAUGUUCUGGAAAGGCAAGGUAAGGAAUGCAAAUGAGCCAUAUACAGUAUCACUGAAAAACACAAAAUUGUGCUUCUUUCCUCAACACAUGAAGUCAUGUAGUGGAUAUACAAAGGUAUGAACAUUAAGCAGAUUUCAGUUAUGUGUUCUUUUAGGUAUCAAGCUAGACUACCAGAACUGAUUCCAGCAUCUGUCUUUGACGAAACAUGAUUCUGCUGACGUUGGCUGUUCUGCAGUUGCUUCCAUGCCUAGCAGUCCUUGUGCCCAGUGCUGACUACUGGGAGGACUGGGAGGCAUGGGGGGAGUGCAGCCGCAGCUGUGGAAGUGGUGUGACUAUGAGGACACGACGAUGCAUCACAUACAGGAAUGAUGGGGGAAAUAGCUGUGUUGGACCUGCUAAGUCUUACCGAUCUUGCAAUAUUCAGGACUGUCCUGAAGGAUCCAGGGACUUCAGGGAAGAACAGUGUGCGCAGUUUGAUGGAAUGGACUUCCAGGGAAAGCGCUACAAGUGGCUGCCGUACUAUCGAGCCGAGAACCCAUGUGAACUCAACUGCAUCCCCCAAGGAGAGAGCUUUUUCUACCGCCAUCAUCCGGCAGUGGUGGACGGCACGCCUUGCUAUCCUGGGCGCAGAGACAUCUGUGUGGAUGGAGUUUGCAAGCGGCUGGGGUGCGACAAUAUUCUGGAGUCUCCCCAGGAGGAGGACCCAUGCCUGCAGUGCGGAGGGAAUGGGCAGUCUUGCCAUCUGGUCCAGGGCACUUUUGCUAUGCGUAAUGUACCCUCAGGAUACAACCAGAUGUUUAUCAUUCCUGUGGGAGCAACAACCAUACGCAUCCGAGAAAUGGUGCCCACACGCAACUACUUGGCUGUCAAGAACCUACGGGGAGAGUACUACCUGAAUGGGGACUGGGUGAUUGAUUAUUCCCGGGCGGCACCCAUCGCCGGCACCACGUUGUACUACCAGAGAGGUGCGGAGGGGGACAUGGCCCCUGAAAGCAUCACGGGCCGAGGUCCUACAACUGAGCCUCUUGUUAUUGAGCUUAUCAGUCAGGAGGAGAACCAGGGUGUAGAAUAUGAAUACUACAUAUCCCAGAGCCGGGCCAGAGAAGGUUAUUUCUGGAGCUAUGGUUCCUGGUCAGAAUGCAGCAAGGACUGUGGAUCAGGCUACCAGUCCCGCCUAGUGUUCUGUGCGAUAGAUAAUGAAGCCUACCCAGAUUACUUGUGCUCCACCCUGCCACGCCCUCUUAGUAACCGCACCUGCAAUGUGCAGCCAUGUCCUCAGACUCGCAGGAUGGCGUACGUGUACCAGCCACAAAUAUGGAGGCCUUUGGAAAGGUCCAGAGUGCUCGUGUACAGCUGGAAGAUGGGGGAGUGGAGUGCCUGCUCUGCUCCGUGUGGGGGUGGCUCUCAGACGCGCAGCGUUCAGUGCAUUUCCCACGAAGGAAUUGGAUCCCGCGUGGUUGAGGACUCCAUCUGUGCAUCCUACUCAUCACAGCCUGUCAGCCAGCAGUCGUGUAACCUUCAGCCCUGUCCUAGGUAUAGCGUCACCCGCUGGAGCCAGUGCUCGGUGACCUGUGGGACAGGCGAGCAGACGCGCGAGGUCACGUGCGUAGGGGCGGGGAGCCUGCGGCUUCAGGAGUACUCGUGCAGCGGCCUGCUCCUCCCACAACGCGUCCAGCCCUGUCAGAUGCCUGCUUGCCCACUCCAGAUUGCCUGGCACAUUGGCGACUGGGGCCUGUGCUCUGUGAGCUGUGGUUCGGGGCUUCGUGAAAGGCAGGUGAUAUGUUCGGACAAAGAGCGGAACCUAUACGGGCCAGAGCGGUGCGCGCCCCAUCCCAAACCUGUCACAGUGGAGGUGUGCAACCCGCAGUCUUGCUUCAGCCCUCAGCUGGUUCCCAGUAAGCAGGACCCUAGAGGAUACGAUAAUACCUUACAUGGCUUCCGCCCUUUCCUCCCCGAUGACACCACAACAGUCUACUGGCAGGAGCACGGGGAGACGUGGACAAGCACCUUGUCUGACCCUCAGAGCAGAAUCUUACACUGCUCCCAGUCAUCUUAUGGCUGCUGCCCUGAUGGCCACACACAUGCAAGGGGCUCUAAUGGGCAGGGCUGCCCUCAGAAUGACUGCACACAGAGCAGGUAUGGCUGCUGUCAGGAUGGUGUGACAGCGGCUCAGGGUCACAACAAGGAAGGGUGUGCAGAGUAUGGUGUGAUCCUAGGGGUGCAGGAGUACAACCCAGCUCCUGUAGAGCCCAGCGAUGAGUGCCGUUCUGCUACGUAUGGGUGUUGCCAUGAUGGGGUUACCCUGGCUUCUGGACCCAAUGGAGAGGGCUGUCGGAUCCCCCCUAUGAGUGCUCUACAGCCUGGCUGCUUCUUGCCUCACACUGCCGGUCCUUGCAGUGAAUGGAUGUCGCGUUAUUACUACAGCCAGUCCGCUGGCAAGUGUGUUCACUUCUGGUACGGGGGCUGCCAUGGCAACCGCAACAACUUCCUGAGCAAGGAAGAUUGUGAAAAGGAGUGUCACAGCGUGGUGCGAGGCCAGCCACGGCCCGUCCAGGUGGUGCAGAGGAGGCAGCCGGCGCACAGCCGGGUGCGGGACAUGAGGAGAGUGUUUACCGUGAGCCACGGUGGACAGGGAUCCAGCGCAGCUACCCAGGCUCACAGAGUGGAGCACCACACACGGCAUCCUGUCGAAAACACGAUCCAGCACACCUACCCCACAGAGAGCCUUGGUGUGAGCAUUGAUAAGUCAGACCCCUCCACGGUGGAGGGUCGUGUGGGACAGACUGUGGUGCUGCCCUGCCGGGUGAGCCCACCCCCUUCCUCCACUGUUGUAGUGGAAUGGAGAAAAGAUGGGGUUGCUGUUCCUGCUGCCAGGCAUCAGCAGCAGCCCAACGGCUCUCUGCUCGUUGGGCCUCUUACUCUGCAAGACUCAGGCUGGCUGCUGUGUGUGGCCACAAGGAGGCGUGAAAGAGACCACCGAUAUAUAUACCUGUCCGUGUCAGAGGGAUCCUCAGAGAUGGUCCAGCGCCCCUCCGUUAAUCAAGAUGAGGGUCACUUGUCAAAGGUCAAUCAGCCAUCUAUCAGUCACACGCCAGGAAAGAACUCCCACAGGUUCAGCGUCGAUCGGUCAGGCUCCUCCGCGGUGCAGGGCCGGGCGGGGCACGCGGUCACACUUCCUUGCACGGUCACUCCUCCGUCUGCCACCAAAUUUGUCAGCGUCGAAUGGACCAGAAACGGACGCUCGCUCUCCUCUCGCAGACACACCCAGAAUUCAGAUGGGUCGUUGAGUAUUAGACAGCUGAGCUCGGAAGAUUCUGGUGUCUAUACCUGCACCGCCUCUAGUCAGUACCAUACAGACCAGCGACAGCUUCAACUCAAAGUGCAAGGAGACCUGAAGAUCACUACAGCUCCAAAUAAUAUCCAGGUGACCCAGGGUGGCACAGCACAGCUACCUUGUGUGGUCACUGGGGACAAUGUCAGUGUUGGGUGGUCAAGGAACGGUGUUCCAGUGCGUCCAGAUGGUCACCGCGUCCAGGUGUCGCCUGACGGCAGUCUGAUCUUGAACAACGUGCAACCCUCGGACGAGGGCUCGUACACCUGCAACGCCUACACAGGGACCUACUCCGUGAGCGCCUCGGCGGAGGUGCGCGUCGGCAAGGGCCCGCGGUCGGGUACGAGCGGCUCUGCCUCUAACUUCACUUCCCCGCUCUGCUGUCUUUGCACUCGCCUUCCAUCCCUCUUUCUGCUAGUCUUGGUCUUGUGCUGCAGUUGCGUUUCAUGCGAUCGUUCAGAGCUCGGAGCAAGGGAGAGCGUCUCCGCGGAGUGUGCGGACCAGCCGGAGCUGGCCAACUGUGACCUGAUCGUGUACGCUCGCCUGUGCACCAAUGAGUACUACUCCAGCUUCUGCUGUGCCAGCUGUGCUCGCCACGCCCGGGCCUAGGAAGGACGGGACCUGCUGGGGUUGGACCGAGGACGCCCGGAGACCACGUGGGGGGUUUCAUAUAGUCAACCAGGUGCGACCCAGGAAAGGGACCGUACACCCAAAGUAUGCGGAUAACAGUUUCACCGCUUCUCCCGGUGAACGUGCUGUCUAAUGAAACCUCCAUAUUCUUCUCCACGUUCAACUGUCGUAGACAUUGAAACACAUUGAUGAAUAUUGUAUAUAUAAUAAAUGCAACAUUUAUUUUUCAGGGAGUCCUCUGUAUUUCUGUGUUAUUCGUGUUUUAGUUUUGUUUAUGCUUCAUUUUAGUCUUUGCGGCAGCGGAGCGUGUUCUUUACGUAGGAGAACGAGGCACAGCGGAUGUAGACAGCCGCAGCGGGAACACGCUAGAGGGAAAGCAGUCCAUUUCGAGUCAGUGCUGAGCAAACGUGUUAUAAACUAAGCCAACGUAUUGGAUUGUGGAAAAGAAUCCGGAUGAUGGGUUAUGUUCUUAACUGAUGCAGACAAGCAUGUCUCAGCAGUCGCAUGACUUCUUUUCCCAUAAUGUAAGUCUUUCAACUGUUGUAAUAAUGAGCCCUGAAACGGAAAAAAAAGAAAGUGCUAAAAGAUGUUGAAAUGGCAAAAAGCAACGGAAAGCCUUGCAUAUAAUUUAAAACUCGAUAUGAUUAAGCAUAAAAUUUACUGGAAAGGUUAUUCCUUUACAAAUAUCUUUGUGUGGUUCGACUUAACAUUUUAUUUGUGCCAUGUAAUACUCUUAAGAAUAGCAGAGAGGGGUUACAAAGAGUUUACAGCAAUUACGUUACAUCGCCUUGUUAGGUUUCGUGUCGAUAUUUCAGAUUUCGUUUUGAAUUAGAUUUUCUAUGUGUUUAAAAGAUAUGACAGGAAUUUUUUACGUUUGGCGGAAAGAUGGGUGAACAUUUUGUGGAUCGGGAAAGUAUUAAGUAUUUUUUCGUGAAAAUUAAUGGUAAUUAAGGGUUUGUUCUAUGAGAAUCGACAUCUGUGUUCUGUCUCACGCCGACCCAGCAGUGCAUUACUUUUAGUGUGGCUUUUGUCAGAAUGUUGCUCCUUUGUAAUGCUUUGCGUUCGUCCUGUGCCUCAGAUGAAUUUUACAGUCACAGACACUACUUUGGACAGAAGAACGUUUUCCUGGGAUUCUCCGAAUGUUCUGUGUGUUCUGGUUAAAUCGGACUUUAUACAUUAUUGCUGCUUAUGUCUCAUCUGUGAUGGGCGAUUUUUUUAAAAACUGCUUUCUGCCGUCACCUUUCUGUUUCUUGUUUUUAUUUUUCCUUUAAUUUACAACAAAAGUGGAGUGUUAUGCCAAGAUGUAGCACAGAAGUGCUGAGGAUCAGUUGUAUGUUAUGUUUUAUUUUUCUACUUUUUUUCCAUAUUUAUUGUACUUGGAUUUUGUAUGAAGGUUGAUCUGGACUGGAUUUUUGGACUGGAAAUCUCUUUGUUACAGAAAUACAGUUCUGGAAUUUAUAUCGGAAUUACUAAUAUUUUUUAGACUUACCCUUAAAUAUAUGAAUAAUACUGAUCAUUUAGGUCUGAGUGCC
Messenger RNA from Scleropages formosus (Asian bonytongue), 5686 nucleotides. RefSeq names its product papilin a, proteoglycan-like sulfated glycoprotein (gene paplna). Gene Ontology annotation, cellular component: extracellular matrix. The coding region runs from base 399 to 4133 and encodes 1244 amino acids. Gene Ontology annotation, molecular function: metalloendopeptidase activity; serine-type endopeptidase inhibitor activity. Gene Ontology annotation, biological process: proteolysis; extracellular matrix organization. The transcript has 27 exons. The record is from RefSeq and is a predicted model, not a curated record. Lineage: Eukaryota; Metazoa; Chordata; Actinopteri; Osteoglossiformes; Osteoglossidae.